CGCACCCUGUGGCCAGUCUUGUACUUCUACUCGCUCUGCCAACUGACAAUGAUGGCCGCGGCAAGAGAAGCUGAUGCUGUACUUGUUGCUCAACCGGAGGUGGUGAAGAAUGUCUUGUGCAUGGAGGGUGGGCAGGGGGAGACCAGCUACAUCAACAACAGCCAAGUUCAGUCACGGAAUCUCGAGAUGGUGGUCGACGUCCUCAAGGAGACGCUGGACGCGAUCCGGCUCCCUCGCCGGCCGGAGAAGCUCCUGACGGCGGCCGACCUGGGGUGCUCCUGCGGCCAGAACACGAUCUUUGUCGCCGAUGUCAUCGUGCAGCACAUGACCGACCUGUACAUCUCCCGCGGACACGCUCCUCCUGAGUUCAGCUUCUACUUCUCCGACCUACCGAGCAACGACUUCAACACCCUCUUCCGCCUCCUCCCGGAUUAUUCCGCGGCAGCGGGAAACGGCAUCCGGCGCCGGCGGUACUUCGCCGCCGGCGUGCCCGGGUCGUUCCACGACCGGCUGUUCCCGGAGAGGUCCAUCAACGCGUUCACCUCCACCUUCUCGGUGCACUGGCUCUCCCGGGUCCCGGGAGAAGUGCUGGACAAGGGGUCCCCGGCGUACAACGCCGGGAAGGUGUUCGUGCACGGCGCGUCGGAGGCGACGGGCGCGGCGUACCGCCGGCAGUUCCAGUCCGACCUGGCGCACUUCCUGCGCUGCCGCGCCGCCGAGCUGAAGCGCGGCGGCGCCAUGUUCUUGCUCUGCCUCGGCCGGCCGGCCGCCGCUGCCCCCACCGACCAAGGCCGCGUGAGGCUCCUGUACGGGACGCUGUUCGAGGACUCAUGGGCCGACCUCGUCCGCGAGGGGCUGAUGGAAAAGGACAAGAUGGACGGCUUCAACGUGCCGCUGUACGCGCCGACCCUCGACGAGGUCCGGGAGGCGGUGGAGGCGGCCGGCGCGUUCAGGAUCAACCGGCUGGAGAUGGUGACGGGAAGCCCUCCGGUGGUCGACCGCCCCGACGACCCCGGCGCCGUCGGCCGCACGGUGGCGAACAACGUGCGCUCGUUCGUCGGCGCGCUCGUGGACGCGCGCGUCGGGAAGGCGCUGGCGGACGAGCUGUUCGGCCGGCUGCAGCGGCGGGCGGAGGGGCGCGCCGGGGAGCUGAUGGCGGAGAUGCGGCUCCCGCAUGUCGUGUGCUCGCUCUCGCUCGCGCGAGACAAUGCCAGCUGACAAUAAAAGAGGAGACCUUGGUUUCGCAAUAUUUACCGGAGUGCGUGGCACACGUACGGGGCUGUUCAAAUUUGUUAGAGAUAUAUUUCCUCUUUAUACCUUCUUUAUUUUUCCCCAUUAUAUAAGAGGUUCUGUGCAUAUUUACCACACCUGUACAUUGUAUAUGUUUGGCCUUAGUGCCCUUUAAAAUACACAAGUGCUAUUCCUAA
Panicum hallii is the source of this 1427-nucleotide messenger RNA. RefSeq names its product indole-3-acetate O-methyltransferase 1-like. Gene Ontology annotation, molecular function: S-adenosylmethionine-dependent methyltransferase activity. Bases 49 to 1218 code for a protein of 389 amino acids. NCBI's taxonomy places the organism in Eukaryota, Viridiplantae, Streptophyta, Magnoliopsida, Poales, Poaceae. The record is from RefSeq and is a predicted model, not a curated record. The transcript has 3 exons. Gene Ontology annotation, biological process: methylation.